AUGGAAAAUGGGGAUGCUUCUGCUGAAAAUGGACCACAUAGAGGGGUACAGUAUCCAUUCACAGUCAAUGAGAAAGUGGUCAUUAAGGGAAACAGAAGGACACCAGAUAAAUUUGUUGGGAAGGAAGCAGUCAUCACGUCACAAUGUCUUAAUGGCUGGUAUUUGCUUAAGAUCAUUGGAAGUGGAGAAAAUGUUCGCUUACAAUACCGUUCGCUACGGAAGAUCCCGACCUCCAAGCCUGCAGAGGAGAGGUGUCAGUCCCAGCCAGCUCAGAACAGCGGCUGA
Messenger RNA from Ilex paraguariensis (yerba mate), 285 nucleotides. The record is from the annotation of a GenBank genome assembly. NCBI's taxonomy places the organism in Eukaryota, Viridiplantae, Streptophyta, Magnoliopsida, Aquifoliales, Aquifoliaceae.